AUGGCGACGCGGAAUAGGACCUUUUUGUAUCGAAAGUAUAGAGAUGCAUUAAAGAGCGUUCGAGUUCCGACGGGGUCUUCGCCGUCCUCGUCAAGCUCCGGCGGACCAGUGAUCGAAUUGGCGACGACGACGUUGCUUAAUCAGAAUCGCUCUUAUGCUCCUCUCAGUACUGAGGAUCCCGGAACUUCCAG
This is a messenger RNA of Ilex paraguariensis (yerba mate), 191 nucleotides long. The record is from the annotation of a GenBank genome assembly. NCBI's taxonomy places the organism in Eukaryota, Viridiplantae, Streptophyta, Magnoliopsida, Aquifoliales, Aquifoliaceae.